This is a messenger RNA of Globicephala melas (long-finned pilot whale), 1863 nucleotides long. Lineage: Eukaryota; Metazoa; Chordata; Mammalia; Artiodactyla; Delphinidae. The record is from RefSeq and is a predicted model, not a curated record.
AUGUCGGGGACCAUGGCUAUGAGCUCAUACCUGGGCUUCUGUCACCUCCUCCUUGUGAAGCCCAGCAGGAACAACCUGCUUCUUUGUGUGCAGCUGAACAUCAGCCAAUAUGACAAAGAAGAUCUAAAAGUAGUUUCAAAUAAAACGUUUUUAAAAAUUGCCAUUAUACCCCCGCCGCCCCAGGGCCGGCCCUUCCCAGGGAACGACGCCGGUGAGCGCCCGCGGCCGCCGCCUCCAGGCCCGGGGUCGCCCUGGAGCCCGCGCUGGCCUGAGGCACCGCCGCCGUACGACGUGCUUGGGGACGCGGCCCUGCAGCGCCUGCGCGACCGGCAGUGGCUAGAGGCGGUGUUCGGAACCCCGCGGCGGGCCGGCUGCCCGGUGCCUCCGCGCGCGCCCGCCGGCCCCAACCUGGGCAAGGUGCGGGCCCGGUUGCGCGGGUCCCUGCGCCUGGUGCGGCGGCUGCGCGGCCUGGGCCCUGCGCUGCGCGAGGCCGAGGCUGACGGCGUGGCCUGGGCACAGCUGCAUGCGGAGGCACAGCCGCUGCGCGCCGAGCUGGCCGAGCGACUUCAGCUCCUGACCCAGGCAGCCUAUGUGGGCGAGGCGCGGCGCAGGCUGGAGAGGGUCCGGAGCCGCCGGCUGCGGCUUCGCGAGAGGGCCCGGGAACGCGAGGCCGAGCUGGAGGCGGAGGCCACGCGGGCAGCGGAGCGCGAGCAGGAGAUUGACCGCUGGAGGGUCAAGUGCGUGCAGGAGGUGGAGGAGAAGAAGCGGGAGCAGGAACUUAAAGCUGCUGCUGCUGCUGGUGUCCUAUCUGAAGUGAGGAAAAAACAAGCAGACACCAAAAGAAUGGUGGACAUUCUUCGGGCCUUGGAGAAAUUGAGGAAACUCAGGAAAGAGGCUGCAGCAAGGAAAGGGGUCUGUCCUCCAGCCUCAGCAGAUGAGACCUUUGAGCAUCACCUUCAGCGACUGAGAAAACUCAUUAAAAAACGCUCUGAAUUAUAUGAAGCUGAAGAGAGAGCCCUCAGAGUUAUGUUGGAAGGAGAACAAGAGGAAGAGAGGAAAAGAGAAUUAGAGAAGAACAGGAAAGAAAAAGAGAAAUUUUUACUACAGAAGCGUGAAAUUGAGUCCAAGUUAUUUGGGGAUCCAGAUGAGUUCCCACUUGCUCACCUCUUGCAGCCUUUCCGGCAGUAUUACCUCCAGGCUAAGCACUCGCUGCCAGCGCUCAUCCCGAUAAGACAUGAUUGGGAUCAGUACCUGGUGCCAUCUGAUCAUCCCAAAGGCAACUCCGUUCCCCAAGGAUGGGUUCUUCCCCCGCUCCCCAGCAACGACAUCUGGGCAACCGCCAUUAAGCUGCAUUAGUAAAGAUGCUCCAGGAGUGUCGUCCAGCCAAGGCUCUUUCCAGCUCUAAGUAUUAGUGACCCUGCCAUCUUCUUGUACUGUAGUAUAAAUCACAACCUCUAAACUCCAUGUGGCAUUGCCCUACCCAGAAGUUACGUUUCCCUUCUGUCCUCUGUCCUGGCCCAGGUGCCUCUUGAAUCAGGAGAUUAAUAUGGUUCCUCAGGAAAGGACCUAGGUGAACUGAGGUUUUUACGACAGGCAGUGGCCUUGGUUCAUGAAAUUCGCCUCUGUUUUGAGGGGCUUGGUCCAGAUUGAUUUAUAAGUUUACUCUUAUCUUUCUUGUGUGGUGAUGGAUAAGUAUACGCUAUACACUCAUACCAUCGACACAGGUGUGCACUGGGUAGAUUUAGCAGUCCCUCCCCUAGUACUCCUUGUUAAGGCAAGCUUGAUGCAAAACCUCCUUACCUUUCUUACCCAGAGAGCCUCCUAACUUCCAGGAAGAAAGGUCAGAAAUGCUUUAUCUUCAGU